This is a messenger RNA of Exophiala dermatitidis NIH/UT8656, 1095 nucleotides long. Its product is annotated as nitrogen metabolite repression protein nmrA. The record is from RefSeq and is a predicted model, not a curated record. Lineage: Eukaryota; Fungi; Ascomycota; Eurotiomycetes; Chaetothyriales; Herpotrichiellaceae. The transcript has 2 exons. Bases 1 to 1095 code for a protein of 364 amino acids.
AUGCCCCAACCGAAAAAGACAAUCGCCAUUGUCAAUGGGACAGGACGGCAAGCAGCCUCGGUGAUCCGGGCCGUGACGGCAGUUGGAUAUGCAGUACGGGCACAAGUCUACUCGACCGAGGGUCUGGUCGCCGAAGAACUUUCGGAGUUACCCAACGUGACCCUUCUCGAGGGAGGACUAUUGGACAACCAGCCCUUGAUCGACGAGCUUUUCAACGGUGCCCAACUCGCCUUCAUCAACACCAUCCACCUGGCCGGCGACGAGAUCAAGAUCGGCAAAGCGCUCGCGGACGCCGCGAAAAGGCGCAACAUCCAGCAUUUUGUUUAUUCGAGUAUGCCGGACCAUUCGAUCCAUAAUCCGAAUUGGCCUGCUCUGCCCCUAUGGGCGUGCAAGUUCACCGUCGAGAAUUAUAUUCGACAGUUGGGUCUCCCGGCCACGUUCGUCUAUGCGGGUAUUUACAAUAAUAACUUUACGAGUUUGCCGUAUCCGUUGUUUUGUAUGGAUUUCAAGGAUGAUGGGACCCUCGAGUGGAGAGCGCCGUUUCAUCCGGAUACGAAGUUGCCUUGGCUCGAUGCGGAACAUGAUGUUGGGCCCGCGGUAUUGCAGGUACUCAAGGAUGGGCCGAAGAAGUGGGUUGGUCAGAGAAUCCCUCUAGCAUUCGAAAACCUCACCCCCCUUCAAGUCUGCGACAUCUUCGGCCGCGCCCUCGAGCGCCCAUGCCGCUACGUCUUCGACCAACACAUUGAGAUCAAAGUCCCCAUACCCAACGUCUACCGCCAACAACUGGCCGGAAUCGAGGUGUUAUUUGGCAUCUAUAACGCGCCGUAUUUCCCUGGCCCGGAUUUUGAGUACAAUUCUCGUCGGAAAGGGAGUAACGACACGAUUACAAGUGGUGGUGGUGCUACUAUGGGCGGUAGUCACGGUCACGGUCACGAUCGCAAGGCCGCCGCCGGCAAGCCGGGGAAAUUGACUGAUAUUGCGCGCGAACUGUGGCCUGGGUGGCGGUCGUUGAGCGAGUAUGUUAGUACGGCGUUCAUUGUCGAGGAGGAGGCGAAUGGGAAGACGUGGAUGAUUGAUAAGAGCGUGAGUACUUGA